AUGUCGUGGUACAAGCAACCUUUUGGCCAGAAACCUCGGCUCAUGGUGCAAGCGUACAGUCAUUCUCCAGACAGCCUGUUUCAGGAAGAGUUUAAAAACGUGGCGCGUUUCUCCUUACAACAUAGUGAGAGCAGUUCUAACCUGACUAUUUCCAAAACAGAGCUGUCUGAUUCAGCAGUGUAUUACUGCGCUUCACUGUUCUUUAAUGAGGUCACUUUUGGAGACGGAACCAUCCUCAUACUGACAGGUGUAGAUUCCAGCAGCAGGACUGUGGUGCAGCAGUUGGUGUCAGACCCAGUGCGUCCAGGCGACUCGGUGACUCUGCAGUGUACAGUAGACGGUGAGACCUGUGCAGGAGAACACAGUGUUUACUGGUUCAGACACGGCUCGGGAGAAUCCCUUCCGGGACUCAUUUACACCCAUGGAAACAGGAGAGAUGAGUGUGAGAAGAGCCCUGAGGCUGGGUCUCCUACACACAGCUGUGUCUACAGCCUCCCCAAGAGGAACCUCAGCCGCUCUGAUGCUGGGAUUUACUACUGUGCUGUGGCCACAUGUGGGAAUAUACUGUUUGGAAAUGGGACAAAGAUAAAUAUGGAAGAUGCCCCAUGUAACCUGACUUCUCCAGUGCAUCUUGCGUUGGCAGCAGCAUUAGCUGUCAGCCUGGUUGCGAAUAUCGCCCUUAGUCAAGAUGAGGACAUGCUGAAUUAUGCUGCCCUGAAUCUAAAGAACCUGAAACCCAAGAGAAAGAAGAGGGAGACAAAGCAGGACAGCAUUUAUUCUGACCUAAAAGUCCUAGACUGGGAGUGA
Molecule: messenger RNA, 807 nt
Organism: Scleropages formosus (Asian bonytongue)
Lineage: Eukaryota; Metazoa; Chordata; Actinopteri; Osteoglossiformes; Osteoglossidae
Exons: 4
Coding region: 1-807 (268 amino acids)
Biological process (GO): response to bacterium
Source: RefSeq, a predicted model, not a curated record